AAGUCACAAAGCAGGUGAGUACCACAAGUUUCUCUCCACACCACCACUCUUAAACUCUUAGUUCUUCAAAGUAUUACAUUUUAUGCUUAUAUGGAACAACUCCAUACUUCCAACGCAGUAACACGUAAAUGGUACUUCUGUUUCCUCUUGAUCUCUAUAUUUUCGAAAGUCGAACCAUCAACCACACCAGACGCAAAUUUACUAUGCAUUAGUGAGUGUGGCACGUGUCCUGUCAUAUGUUCUCCACCACCUUCACCACCGGCCCAGUCAAAGUCACCAUCACUGCCCGUUGAGUCAAAGCCGCCACCAUCACCAUCAACAGAUGACUCAGAGCCACCACCUUAUCUGACUCCCAUAUAUCAUGCAACACCACCGCCACGAUCACAGCCUAUGCCUUCAUCUCCGCCACACACUAAGUCAUGUCCACCACCGUCGUACAUCACAAUGGGUACCAAUGCACCUCCACCUCCGCCUCCACCCAAAGUGGUGGUGGUGCCUUCGACUCAGGUUCCGGCUGUCGAACCGAAGAACAAUCCAUACCCGUAUUACUACUUCUACGCCUCGAAGGGUGUUACCUUUUCUCUUGAUUUUACGGGUUUUGUUAUUGUGUUCGUGUCUUUUCAUGUCAUCUUUCUUUUGCUCGGGUGAUCAUAGUAGUGUCGAUGGUUUUACGUUUUGGUUCGAAGAAGGAUUUUUAUUGAAUUUUGUUUCCUAUUUGUUAUUUAUACGAGUUCAUAGUGAAAUAUACGCUUUAUUCAUUGCAAA
This is a messenger RNA of Lactuca sativa (garden lettuce), 765 nucleotides long. Lineage: Eukaryota; Viridiplantae; Streptophyta; Magnoliopsida; Asterales; Asteraceae. The record is from RefSeq and is a predicted model, not a curated record.